This is a messenger RNA of Ilex paraguariensis (yerba mate), 823 nucleotides long. The record is from the annotation of a GenBank genome assembly. NCBI's taxonomy places the organism in Eukaryota, Viridiplantae, Streptophyta, Magnoliopsida, Aquifoliales, Aquifoliaceae.
CAAGAAGAACACACCCCCAUCCCCACCAAACCAACAAUUCACAAUGGAGUUUGAAGAAGUGUCAGAACCUGUGAGUCCUACUUCUCAAUACUUCAACAGCUCGGUGUUAUCUCUCUCUAUUCUUGCUGUUUUGGAAUUUGAAGUACCGCUAGAUGACUCACAGACCAUGUCUUUGAUACAAAAUGUCUUCUUGCCCAUCAACCCACGCUUCUCUUCCAUCAUGGUUACAAAUGACAACGGCCAAAAAAAAUGGAAGCGGGUUGAAAUAAAUCUUAAUGACCAUGUUAGAGUUCCCAGUUUCCCCCCGGGAAUGUCACUGGAAUUUUAUGACAAGUGCCUCAGUGACUACUUAACAAAUAUUGCCAUGGAUCAAUUUCCACAAAGUAGACCAUUGUGGGAAAUUCAUAUAAUCAAGCACCCAACAAGCAAUGCAGCAGGGAAUGUAAUAUUCAAACUUCACCAUGCUCUGGGUGAUGGUUAUUCUCUGAUGGGAGCUCUUCUUUCUUGUUUACAAAGAGCUGACAAUCCUUCCCUUCCAUUGACAUUCCCUUCAAGUCAAUCGAGCUCGAAAUCGAGGCAAAACAGUGUUAGCAUUUUCAGGAGUGUGCCCAGACUUUUAACUGCCAUGUUUAACACUAUAUCUGAUUUUGGAUGGAGCAUCUUGAAGAGCAGUGUUGUGAAAGAUGAUCGGACACCAAUUCGAUCCGGAGACGAUGGAGUUGAGUUCCGGCCGUCCAAUAUAGCUACCAUGACAUUCUCUCUUGAUCAUAUCAAACAAAUUAAGGCCAAUCAUGAUGUGGUAAUUCAUCCCCUUUUUCUGUAG